AUGGACCGUCACCCCCUCCUCGCCUCCUCGUCGCCCAACGCCUCGCGCUCGUUCAUCGGUGCGGUCGCUUCGUUCUGCUCGUCGCUUAACCCGUUCUCGUCGAAGGCCUCGCCCGCACGCCCUCCCACCUCCGUCAUCUCCCGCCCCUUCCUCUCGCACCUCGAAGCCAAGCCCUCUCCCGCUUUUGAGUUCAUGACUGCCGAGCGCCAUCUCGCUAUCGCCUGCCUCAAGGACGAAAUCAACGAGCUCUCGCACCCCGAAUCGGUCGCCUCGUCGUCGGCUUCCUCCAGCUCGUCCACCUCGUGUCUCCUCAACUACGCCAACGACUCGGGCUACUCCUCCCUCUCGUCCGUCUCCUCCUCGUGCUCGCGCGAAGACCUCAUCACCGAACUCGGCGCAAAAAUCGCCCAGCUCGAGAAGUACUCGUACAAGACCGAAGCAUGGCGUCGGAAGGAGUCGUACCUCAUCCGCUGGCUCUUCGCUCGCUUCGAGGCCUACGACAAGCUCUACGUCGAGGGCCUCCUCGAAGGGCGCCGCAUCAUCAUGAGCCAGGAGGACGACGAGCGACGACUGGAGCGGCUCAAGGGCGCGCGGUACUGGGAGUCGAGCAUCACCGAGGCGCGGGCGUUCGAGAACCGCAUUCGCGAGGACCUCGAGGGACGCAUGAACAUCUGGUUGCGCAAAUUCAAGGAGGACGCGCACGACGAGAUGGUGCGACACAUCGGCCGGAUGCGACGACACGACCUUCGCGACGCCUACCUCCCUCUUCCUUCCAUCUGGCGGCCGUGA
Molecule: messenger RNA, 789 nt
Organism: Rhodotorula toruloides NP11
Lineage: Eukaryota; Fungi; Basidiomycota; Microbotryomycetes; Sporidiobolales; Sporidiobolaceae
Exons: 2
Coding region: 1-789 (262 amino acids)
Source: RefSeq, a predicted model, not a curated record